UCUGGAGGCACAAGUCGACGGGACCGUGAGGAGAUGUACGAGCCGUGGAAUAAUCGGGCCCUCAUCUGGAAGUCUUCGCUAUUCCCGAACGCGCUGCAAAUUAUUGGGGAGAUGCUCGAAAAUCGGGAGGGGUUGUUAGAUGGAAGGAUGCGGACUGUGGCUGUUCCCGAGAAUUUUCGUCCGCGUUUCCCCGAAGAUAUGAUUGCGUUGCCUGGUCCUAUACCGAGCCCCAUGGAAAGAGAUUCAGUGGCCGCCCUCCACAUCAACGACUUCUUCGAGAAAUAUAUCGCAAGCGUGGACGUGUUGUUGAUGGUUCGCGAACAUGGGCGUUAUCACCCAGCAACUGACGAUUUUCGCGGCUAUUGGGCAAUGGAUCAUGUGACAAUGUCGCUUCUCUGUCUCCCUACCCACGACUUUCCUCAUAGUAUUCGA
Molecule: messenger RNA, 432 nt
Organism: Mesorhabditis spiculigera
Lineage: Eukaryota; Metazoa; Nematoda; Chromadorea; Rhabditida; Rhabditidae
Source: the annotation of a GenBank genome assembly